CUUGCUGAGAGCGCACGGCCACGGGGAAGAGCUCCCUAGAAGACUCCUCGGGCUCCAGGCGGACGCCCUGAAAAGCACUGGCUAACGCUUGGGUCUGGCCCCGCUGAGGCACGCCCCUAGCUCCUGGGAGCGGACUCAGCCGGGUGCCCAAACUCCGCCCACCCUCCCGGGGAGCCCGCCUGCCCCCUGCACUCACCCGAGCGGGGCCCGGAGCUGCAAGGAGGCUGAACACAGCAGGAUCCAGGAGCGCUCGGGUGUGCAGUGGACGCUCCGAUGGCCCCCGGAGGCGGAGAGAACAGCGUGGACCCCUGAAAUCAGCUGCUUGUCUGCAAGGUAGGGAAAAAGAAGAUGCCCAAAUCAACUUGAUCUUUAGGGAAAGUGGGCUGGGGAGCGCCUUUCUUGCCCCCGAGUGCAGCGCUGCGAGUUUGGCUUGACCUCCGGCACACACUUUGAGCUCUCCGGUUCGGACUCGCUGCCCCUGGGGAAAGCGCAGUCGGAAAGUUGUCGGUGGCGGUGCCCCAUGCGCCCCAUUGCGUAACCUCAGCACGGUGGCCGGGCGGGGAAGUUGGUGGCCCGGCCAGCAGCCCAGCCUGGUCCUGGCGGCGGGGCGGAUUUCAUGGCCCGCGGAGCCAGAGCUGGUGUGGACAAGCCUGUGUGUGCCCCCUCCCGUGGGGAUCCCGGGCGCUGGCUCUCUCCAGCUCGUUGGCUUUUCCGAUGCUCCGAGGUGCGCCCUUUGCAGCUGCCGCCCUCUCACCACUGCUUGCCCCUAGGAGCCGCUGCCUAAGUCUAGGAGGAGAGAAUGGCCGAGGUGCCUUGGUCGGCUGUCCCGAACGGGACCGAUGCUCCCUUCCUGGCCAGCCCGGGCUUGCCCUGGGGCAACAGCACGGCGGCCUCCACAGCCGGGAUUGCGUCCUUCACUUGCUCGCUGACCAAGACGGGCUUCCAGUUCUACUACCUGCCGGCUGUCUACAUCUUGGUGUUCGUUGUCGGCUUCCUGGGCAACAGCGUGGCCAUCUGGAUGUUCGUCUUCCACAUGAAGCCGUGGAGCGGCAUCUCGGUGUACAUGUUCAACUUGGCCUUGGCCGACUUCCUGUACGUUCUGACUCUGCCCGCGCUCAUCUUCUACUACUUUAACAAGACGGACUGGAUCUUCGGGGAUGCCAUGUGUAAGCUGCAGAGGUUCAUCUUCCACGUGAACCUGUACGGCAGCAUCUUGUUCCUAACCUGCAUCAGCGCGCACCGGUACAGCGGCGUGGUGUACCCGCUCAAGUCUCUGGGCAGGCUCAAGAAGAAGAAUGCGGUCUACAUCAGCGUGCUGGUGUGGCUCAUCGUGGUGGUGGGGAUCUCUCCCAUCCUCUUCUACUCGGGUACCCAGGUCCGGAAAAACAAAACCACCACCUGCUACGACACCACCUCACAGGAGUACCUGCGAAGUUAUUUUAUCUACAGCAUGUGUACAACCGUGGCCAUGUUCUGUGUCCCCUUGGUGCUAAUUCUGGGCUGUUACGGAUUAAUUGUCAGAGCUCUGAUCUACAACGACCUGGACAACUCGCCUCUGAGGAGGAAAUCCAUUUACCUGGUGAUUAUUGUACUAACUGUUUUUGCUGUCUCUUACAUCCCCUUCCAUGUCAUGAAAACGAUGAAUUUGCGGGCUCGGCUGGAUUUUCAGACACCAGAAAUGUGUGCUUUCAAUGACAGGGUUUAUGCCACUUACCAGGUGACAAGAGGUCUAGCAAGUCUCAACAGUUGUGUGGACCCCAUUCUCUAUUUCUUGGCAGGAGAUACUUUCAGAAGGAGACUGUCCCGGGCCACCAGGAAAGCUUCCAGAAGAAGUGAGGCAAACUUGCAAUCCAAGAGUGAAGACAUGACCCUCAAUAUUUUAUCUGAGUUCAAACAGAAUGGAGAUACAAGCCUGUGAAGAUGCAAGAACCACCACCCCCUCUACUUCUGUAACCUGGUCUUGGGAUGCCGGCAUGGUUUAUAAUAUAUGUUCCACACAUUGUUUUCACUUGAAGUGUGGAUCUAGUGAGGUGGCCAGUGCCUACAAAUGUCCUUUUACUUCAUGGCGUGUUUUCUCCAGGGUUUCUUCUUUAUACAACACAUAAUGGACAAUGAUAACCUGUGAAUACAUGCCAAACAGUAACAAGAAUGAUCUUGCCCAACCCCUUUUAGGCACAAAGAGGUCUCUGGGAAGUGUCUGUCCUAAUGGUUAAAACAUACAGAGGGUCAAGAUGAAAUAGUGAUCUAUUGGCUAGAGAUCUGAUAAUGUGAUGAUGUAAGUAGGUAUUUUAAUAGUAAAGGAAGAAAUCUGUUGGUGUUUGGAUGAAAGCACUGUCAAAAUUAGAGAACUUACCAGUUAGCUCAAUUUCACACUAAAAACUAUUUUAAUGCCAAGUUCAAGGUAGUUUAUGGCUCACUGAUUGGCAUCUUUGACUCUUUAAACAUCACUGUGUCCACUUGGAUUAAAAUGAUAAAAACACAGACCAGGAAGAGAUACAGCAGAGAGCAGGAUUCAGAGUUAAAAACAUGGCAUUGCCACUCAGCCAACUAUGGAACUCUUGACCCAUUCAAUACCACUCUCCAUGGAUUAAAAAAGUUGGAUGACAUCCAUUUGUUGGACCUCCGGGGAUGUGGUAAAGCAUGAAGACUACAGAGAUGCAUAAAAUCUGCUACUGUAUUUUCCAGGACUCUUCGAUUCCAGUCCUUGGCUAAAAAUUCUCACAAAGCUUACCAAUCAUGAUGUGGACCUAUGACCCCUAAGAUCUCUCAAUCUACUCCAAACAAUACAGUAAACUGCCUUUGGAUACAAGAGAUGUCCGUGCUUAGAGAACUGGAAUUGGACUAGUGAAAAUAAAGAUAUGUAAGUAGUUAGUAAUCUACUGAAGCUUUAACUUAGCUGGGUAGAUUGCAACUAACAGAGUAUUUAUUGAUGAAGCUCACAGUCCUUUGGUUGUAUAGAUUGAAAAACUUUCUUGAAAGAACAAAUAUGCUGAUGUAAAUUAUAUUUAUUUUAAUGUAUAUGUCACACUAGUGUAUUUUACAUAAUGUGUUACAUAGAUAAAAUGAAUUAUUCUAUAUUAUGCUUUUCAAAUAUCAGCAUCUUGAAAUGUCUAAGUCUUAAGAUUCUAAUCUAAAAUAUGAAUGUUUGGCUAAUUGUCUCUAGAAAUGCUUUUGCAUGUUUACCUUUUUACUUAGGAUUCUAUAUAUAGACACAAUUGGAUGUCAAAACCAUCAUAAGCUCAAUAGUAAACACAAUAUCUUUGCCAGACUAAGUCUGUAUUGUCUAUUUUUUAUAUGACCUAGAAAAGUUUAUAUGGUCUUUAAAAAAACAUUUAGAGUUGUGCCCCCCCAAAACAGUUGAAACUUCCAUUUCCAAUGCAAAAUCUUGUCCUAAAUUCAAAAUAGAUCUUACAUUUUAGAAGUCAGGAGGAAUGGGCAUUACAAAUACAUCAGAUACCUAGGGAGAGAAAAGGCAGCUGGUGCAAUCAGUUACUGUCCUUAGUUCUGCUUACAUUUUCGUGUUGUGUUUCUUAAGGUGAAAGAGUGUAAUCUUACUUAUGUUGAGAUGGAGUUUCUAAGUAACACACUACCAGCAAGUUCAAGACUGCUAUUUUAAUUUGUACGUGUUCAGUUGGUAACUUGAAGUUCAAGUUUUAUAGUGAUAACUGUAUAUGAUUUGGCUGCUGAAUUGUUACAAUUUUUUAUUAUGUUUGUACAUUGUAUCAUACAUCAGUACUAAUUGAUAUGAAGGGGGAUAUAUGUUACAUAUCAAAAUUUGUGACUUUGAAUUCUAGUAUAUUUUAGUGUUUUUGCAGAAAUGUUUAUUUUUAUAUUGUCUGUGAUUGUAAUAGAGUUGAACUAGAUUUUUUUGUGAUUAGUAGUUCCAUUGAAUGAGCAGUAUGCAAACAGUGUUACUUGACAUUUUGAGCCUUCUCAGGUUUAUCUAAAUCAAUGGUAAAUUAACAAAUUCCAGACUAAUUGUAUGUAAUUGUGUUCUUAAUAAAAGGAACAUAUAUUUCCUGUAAGUUUGCAUGCAUGAGUGUACAAUAUUGUGUGUUUGUCGAAAGCAUGCAGCCAACUUUGUAUCUGAUAUUUAUAAUAGGAAAGCCUUGAUAUGAUCACCAUCAGAAUUGUACCUACUAUAAAGUCUCAAUAAAACUAUGAAAUGUGA
Molecule: messenger RNA, 4171 nt
Organism: Suricata suricatta (meerkat)
Lineage: Eukaryota; Metazoa; Chordata; Mammalia; Carnivora; Herpestidae
Gene: P2RY1
Product: purinergic receptor P2Y1
Exons: 2
Coding region: 800-1918 (372 amino acids)
Biological process (GO): phospholipase C-activating G protein-coupled receptor signaling pathway; relaxation of muscle; platelet activation
Cellular component (GO): plasma membrane
Molecular function (GO): A1 adenosine receptor binding; G protein-coupled ATP receptor activity; ATP binding
Source: RefSeq, a predicted model, not a curated record